Molecule: messenger RNA, 1317 nt
Organism: Acytostelium subglobosum LB1
Lineage: Eukaryota; Evosea; Eumycetozoa; Acytosteliales; Acytosteliaceae
Exons: 5
Source: RefSeq, a predicted model, not a curated record
AUGAUUGAUCCAGAUGAAGAGGAUAUGCCAUUAGAGUACUAUUUGUACGAAUGGCCUGAUCAGAGUAAACAAUUAACAAGGUCAAUGCAUAUAAAGAAUAAGGUCGAGGACUACUUUAAAUCAAAGGUGGCACUGCCAGAAGAUCACAGGGCUUCAAUAUGGCGAUCAAUAUCACAUCUAGAUGCUCUACUUAACAACCCUGCAAACUCUGACACUUAUAAACUCAAUCUUAAUACACCUCAAGCAGACAUUGAGUCGGAUGUGGCGACAGAUGCAGCGAGGACAUACCCAUCAGAUGAAUAUAAACAUAAGCUGAAGCAGAAGCAACUAGACAAUUGUAAACAAUCAUUGUUCAAUGUACUUAAAGCCUACGCGAUAUAUAACGAAGAGGUUCAAUAUACACAGGGCAUGAACUAUCUAGCACUGAUACUAUUAUGCUACUUUGGUGAAGAGGAAUCAUUCUGGAUGAUGGACAUAUUGAUAAAGAAGCAUGGUAUGCGACACUUCUUCACCAAGAACAACACGAUACUUCCAUCAUACAUCAAGAUAUUCGAGAUGGAAUUGAAUGUCCAGUUGCCCAAACUAUCACGGCAUCUCAAUGACUCUGGCAUCCAAGUGUACAUGUUUGUUCAAUCAUGGUGGAGCACAAUCUUUGUAUAUAUAUUACCUGUACAGUCCAUACCUAUAAUAUGGGAUUACUUCUUUUGGGGAUCGAAUGGAGUUGGCAUUGAAGUGUUGUUCAGAUUGAGCAUAGCAUUGUUGAAGAUGUUGGAUAAGAAUCUGGUCAAUAUUAAUAUGAUUCAGUUCUUUGAUACGAUAAAGGUUCAGACGCCACAGAUUGAUCCACUCGAGUUGGUCUAUCUGGCAAAGGAGAUCGUGCUGACUGAUGACACAUCGAGAUUCCUACGUGACAAGGCGUUGUCCCUGUCAAAGUUUGAGGAUGGUGCAUCAUUCGGUCGACAUUCAAUGAGCAAAGCAAUAGCCAAGGCCAAUGCCAUGGCAACAUCAAACAGUAUCAAAUCAACAUCAUCAUCAAGCAGCAGCAACAGAUAUGGUAUCAUUAAUGGUGAUAGACAAUCGACUACAUUAUCUAAAACAACUACAAGUACUACUACGACUACUACUUCACGGCAAAGUCAAGAUGGACGACAACAACAGCAAGCAGCGGCAGAGGACAUUCACGACGAUUCCUCCGACACAGAUAUUGAGAAUUUGAUCUUCAUCAGUGAUGAUGAUGAUGGUGGCACUGACGACGAGGACGAAGUAUAUACUUAUAACAGUGCAAGUCUUGAGCGCAAGGAUGGAUGUAUCAUAUCA